Magnolia sinica is the source of this 680-nucleotide messenger RNA. RefSeq names its product ethylene-responsive transcription factor ERF021-like. Gene Ontology annotation, biological process: regulation of DNA-templated transcription. The record is from RefSeq and is a predicted model, not a curated record. The transcript has a single exon. Gene Ontology annotation, molecular function: DNA binding; DNA-binding transcription factor activity. NCBI's taxonomy places the organism in Eukaryota, Viridiplantae, Streptophyta, Magnoliopsida, Magnoliales, Magnoliaceae. The coding region runs from base 23 to 559 and encodes 178 amino acids.
AAAAAACCCUAGUUUCAUACACAUGGACCAGUGCCACACAGGUGAAGACGUAGACCGGACCCUGGUCACGACCGAGAAGUACCGUGGGGUCCGUAAGAGGAAGUGGGGAAAGUGGGUCUCUGAAAUCCGUGAGCCCGGGAAGAAGUCGAGAAUCUGGCUGGGAAGCUUUGAAACUCCACAGAUGGCAGCAACGGCCUACGAUGUAGCCGCGUUGCAUUUGAGGGGCCACAGCGCACGGCUCAAUUUCCCCGAGUUUGCAGACCGGCUUCCACGGCCAACACGGUCCGACCCAAAGGAUAUCCGGUCAGCUGUUAUGGAAGCGGUCUCGCUAUUGAGGAAUCCGGUCAUUAUUCCUAGUAGCGUAUGCGAUCAUCCUUCAACAGCUGGGGUUAUGGCGAGUCAACUCAGCGAGUUGCCGCCGUUGGAGUCACCAAAAAUGUGGAUUGAGUUGGCUGAAGCAUUGUUGAUGUCACCUCCUCAUUUUGUAUUUGAUGAAAUGAGUACUAACAUGGAAGAUGUGCAACAAGAAUCUCUUUGGGAUUACUAUUAUAAUUACUGACAAAUGCUCUAGUUAGGAAUUUAAUUAAGUUACAGUUUCUUGUAUGUGGCCUUAUGUAUGAGUAUGGUUGACAAAAAUUGGAUUAUGUUUGCUAAUAAAAGGCCUUGUACACAUGAUUGGA